AUGCAAACUGACUCGCGUAUCAACCCAUCACGUAAGGAUAACUUAUACAGUGAUGGCUCAUUGGCUCUGGACAACCAUGGCACGUCUUCUCAUCCCUUCAAUAUCCCCACAAAUAAGGGUUCCAAGAGGUAUUCUAUCGAAGAAGUGUUCAACGUGUGGUACGAAGUGAGAGACCAGGUUCUCACUCAACCCACCAAUGUUAAACCUCAGGAGAACUACAAGCAUAACACCCCGAAAGAAGUUUAUCACUUGAUGUUACAAAAACAAGCGCAAGGUGGUGUUUCGAUCCAGCCUAUUGACACCCAAAGUCAACUUAGCGACAGUCAGUUUCAAGGCAAUGCUUCGAUUCAACCUGAUUCCUCAGCCAAGCAUGGUUCCUUGCCAUCUUUAGAAGAGCAAAUAGCUUCUAUAAACAUUGGGAAGAAGGCUCCACCGCCACCAAACUUGACUGCCCCUGAAAGAUCGUCCCCUAUCGACCAUAUCGACCAGAACUUGGUAUUGCCAGAAAACAUUUCUUGGACAUAUAUUGACCCGACAGGAAACGAGCAAGGGCCCUUUCCCGGUAAUGUCAUGCAAGAAUGGCUUACUGACGGCUAUUUGGAUUUUGAGUUACGUAUCCGUCGUGUGGAGGAACCUUCGUUUUACACGUUGAAGCAAUUUUGUGAGAGAGUCAAUAACUAUAUUCUGCCUUUCAAAAUUCCCUUACCAGAUUUGAGUUACGUUGGUCAGGACAACGGACCCCUGAGCGAUCUGCCAACAAAGGUCCAAGCGGGUGUCGUUAGUGGCCAGCACCAACAUAAGCUGCAAACCCAAACAGCUGCCUUUGGCGGCGGCAAUCUCUACUCUCCUCUCUUACCAAAUGGAGGCACGCUGUCUCUUGGUGCCGCUUCCAUGAGGAUGAACCCUUCGAAUCAAUUGUUCGACUUCAUGGGUUCUCGUGACUAUCUGUUGAUGAAUCAGCAACCAAGUCAAUUCUCAACUAACAAAUUUGGCAUUGAUUCCGUGGAUUUUGGCCAGAACUUAAGUCAAGGCUUGGGACAAAAUUUAGGUCAGAACCUUGGUCAGAACCUCGGCCUGAAUAUGGGCCAAAAUAUAGGUCCAAACUUGGGUCAAAACCUUGGCCUGAACAUGACUGGUAGCUUUGGGCAGUUACACAUGCCGUCUUUGCUUCAGCAGCAAAUCCUGCAACAGCAGCAACCUGCUUUGUCCCGAAACAACUCUGGAUGGGGUUUAGACUCAGCAAGCGGAUUGAUGGGAGGAAAUACUCAGACUCCUGUUGCACCAAACGGCAAUCUUCCUGCCUUGAACAACCAGGGCCCAAUGUCACCGUGGCUAUCUGGUGUACAAUCCGUGUCCCGCGUGAGCUCUCCGUUUGUUCCCUCAUCUUCGUUAACAGGCUCAGCUUCAGCAGAAGAAUCUGACAAGAAUCAUACUGAGGAUCCUGUCUUCCAUGAUAUACACAGUUCGAUGGUGACCGGAAUCUUGAAUGAAGAUGAACACUUGCGUCAACAUCCGGAAGAUAAGCCAUCAUAUAAAGAAGAAGUGGUGGAAACCACUUUUGAAGAUCCUGCCACAGCCAAUAUUCCGGGCGCUUUCGUUCCACCUGUUGAAGAACACAAAGUGCAAGAGCAUGCCCGACAACCAGUUGAGAAUCAUAUCUUAGGGGAAGCUUCUAUUCCUGAAUCCCAGGCUCCACAAAAUGAGGUGAAGGAGGAACUCCCAGCCCCACAAGAGCCUGCCGUGGAAUCAAAGCGGGAGGCUCAAUCCGCUCUAGCUCCUUGGGCAAAAGCUACCGCCCAACCUGCUGAGCAGACUAAACCAUCCAUGACUUUGAAGGAGAUCCAGGCCUUGGAAGCUGCCAGAUUGCGCGAGGAGCAGCAAGUCAAAGCCGAGAAGAGACAACAAGCAGCCAUUGCCAAUGCUAUUGCAUCUUCUUCAAAAGAAACCACUAGUGCUGAGAAGCCAACGUUUAACUGGGCUAGCACUCCUUCACAGCCUGUUGUUCAAAAGAAGAGCUUGGCCGAGAUUCAGAAGGAGGAAGCCGAGGCUGCUAAGGCGAAGCUUGCUGCUAGCAAGGCAUCUGCUGCCGGCCAAGUGAAGACUUCCCUCGCCAGCUCUUUGGCUGCAUCUGUACCAAAGGAGGAGAAGGCGUGGACUACAGUUGUAGGAAAGAAGACUACUGCUUCAAAAAAGCCUGCCACAACUGCAACCACCUCUCCUUAUGCUACCGUCGCAAGCGCCGCAGGUGCUAUCUCUCCUCAAGUUUUGCGUGCUGCAUCGUCUACCACAAACAGCUCUCCAACUGUCAAUGGAAAUGCUGUUAGAGAAGACUUUUUGGUGUGGGCUCGGUCUGCUAUGACAAAUUUGUACCCUUCUGUUUCCAAAAAUGAUUUGCUUGAGGUUUUCACCACCUUACCUUUACACCCAGAUUCUGCUCAGUUGAUUUCUGAGACUAUCUACAGCUCUUCCGCGACUAUGGAUGGUCGUAGAUUUGCCCAAGAGUUUAUGAAGAGAAGACAGGGGGUGGAGAAACAAGUUGGUGCUGGUAACAGCGAAUUGUGGUCUGUUGCUAUUGCUUCCAGUGCAGACAAGGUUCCAGUCACUGAUGAUGAGGGCUGGAGCACAAGUGUGAAGAGUAAGAAAAAGGGAAGAAAGAGCUAA
Messenger RNA from Candidozyma auris, 2661 nucleotides. RefSeq lists its product as uncharacterized. Lineage: Eukaryota; Fungi; Ascomycota; Pichiomycetes; Serinales; Metschnikowiaceae. The coding region runs from base 1 to 2661 and encodes 886 amino acids. Gene Ontology annotation, molecular function: protein binding. The record is from RefSeq and is a predicted model, not a curated record. The transcript is spliced from 2 exons.